Molecule: messenger RNA, 522 nt
Organism: Seminavis robusta
Lineage: Eukaryota; Bacillariophyta; Bacillariophyceae; Naviculales; Naviculaceae
Source: the annotation of a GenBank genome assembly
AUGGACAAGAGCAAGCUAAACCCAGUUUGGGUUGUAUCCUCUGCCGUUGUGAUCAUGGCGAGUGUUGCUAUGCGGCGUUGUUGUGUCCGACCAGGAGGAUUGUUCCAUCGAUGGGUCAAAGACGGCAUAAGACAACGGCAGAACCUUUCAUCUACUUCUUCCACUAGUACUACGACAGACACCAAGAAAACCCUCCUACAAUAUGCAGGCAUGUGUGUCAUCACCAUGGCAUUGGGCGUCUACAUCGUAUUAUACCUGUGGAUGCUACCGGCGGAUUCCCCUCAUUGGUACGCCCCGGUUCUGCCAGCUGGUAUUCUCUUGGCCAAUGCUAUGGAUCAUUGGAUUCCCAAAUCCGACAACAACAAUAGGGAAGAAGUCCUCCGUUUUCGAUCCCAAUUGCGACAGUCGCUCCUCAAAGAUACCAUUCAAAAGCAACAAGCAAAUAAUAAUAAUAAUGACCGCAGUGAUUCAUCCGAAUCCUACUAUCAUGACGAGCAACAAGACAUGGAAAAGUGUGGGUAG